Molecule: messenger RNA, 1807 nt
Organism: Rubroshorea leprosula
Lineage: Eukaryota; Viridiplantae; Streptophyta; Magnoliopsida; Malvales; Dipterocarpaceae
Source: the annotation of a GenBank genome assembly
AAAUGAUGAAAGCUGGAAUAGAAACAGCCCAUCUUGAAGCCCAAUAUAAGUCAUAAAGCUCGCGGCCCAUUGUCUCCUCCAAAACGCCUUUUGUUGAAUAGAGCGUAGUGGAGGAGAGGUGUAUCGGAGAGAGCAGAAGACAACAAUGGCGACAGCAGCAGCGGCACCGCAACACCCACACCAUCCGACAACUCUGGAGGAAGUCCGUACGCUCUGGAUUGGGGACCUACAGUACUGGGUCGAUGAGUCCUACCUCACCUCCUGCUUCGCUCACACCGGCGAGCUGGUCUCAGUGAAAAUAAUACGCAACAAGAUCACUGCACAGCCUGAGGGAUACGGAUUUGUGGAGUUUGUUAGUCAUGCGGCAGCAGAAAGGAUUUUGCAGUCUUACAAUGGGACACAAAUGCCUGGAACUGAGCAAACUUUCAGGUUGAAUUGGGCUUCUUUUGGUAUUGGAGAAAGACGGUCUGACCCUGGUCCUGAGCAUUCUAUUUUUGUUGGGGAUUUGGCACCAGAUGUUACAGAUUAUUUAUUGCAAGAGACCUUCCGAGCUCAUUAUCCAUCUGUUAGAGGUGCCAAGGUGGUGACUGAUCCAAAUACUGGACGCUCAAAAGGAUACGGAUUUGUCAAAUUCUCUGAUGAGAAUGAAAGAAAUCGUGCCAUGACUGAGAUGAAUGGCGUCUAUUGCUCAACUAGAGCAAUGCGUAUCAGUGCAGCAACUCCAAAGAAGACCACUGGUUUCCAACAGCAAUAUCCCAUGGCAAAAGCUGUGUAUCCAGUUCCAGCAUACACAACUCCAGUGCAAGUACUUCCAGUUCCAGCAGAUAAUGACAUCAACAACACCACAAUUUUUAUUAGCAACUUGGACCCUAAUAUCACUGAAGAGGAAUUGAAGCAACUAUUUUCCCCAUUUGGAGAUAUUUCUUAUGUCAAGAUUCCUGUCGCUAAAGGAUGUGGCUUUAUACAGUUUGUGACAAGGACUUCUGCUGAGGAAGCCAUUCGGAGAAUGGAUGGGCAAAUCAUUGGUACACAAGGAGUUCGAAUUUCUUGGGGUAAGAACACAACAGCAAAGCAGGACAUACCUGGUGGCUGGAGUGCACAGGUAGAUCCAAGUCAAUGGAAUGCAUACUAUGGCUAUGGACAAGGGUAUGAUGCCUAUGCUUAUGGGGCUGCACAUGAUCCAUCAUUAUAUGCAUAUGGAGCAUAUGGUUAUGCCCAGUAUCCUCAGGUUGAAGGUGUUCAAGAUAUGGCAGCAGUGGCAGGUGGGAUCCCAGCUGUUGAUCAGAGGGAAGAGUCAUAUGAUCCCUUGGCUACACCUGAUGUUGAUAAGUUAAACGCUGCUUACCUUUCUGUGCAUGGAAGUGCCAUAUUAGGUCGGCCAUUAUGGCUGAGGACAUCCUCCCUCACCCCGCAAGGUUGAGCAUCUCUAUAUUGUUUAUGGGAUAAUAAUUAUGACAUGAUCUACAUGGUUGCCGGAGAGACUGUGCGUCACUUAUGGUGCACUAGGUUGCAAGAAUCCGUCAUGCAGAGAAAAUGGUUAGAACAUGCGUCAGCCUGAUGAAGUAAUUAAUGGAUUGGCAGAAAACAAGAAUUAGUGCAUUUGUGUUUUUUCUCAAUUUCUUUUGAAUUGCUUUAUGGGAUACUGUUUCUUUGUAGUUUUAGAUUAUUGCUUGUUACAUGCCCUAUCCGGAAAACAUUUGUAUGAGAUAGAGAUUGAAAAACAAGCAAAUCUGGCUUUUGUAUUGCCAUGAAAAGUUGACAUUUUACAAUGGGUUGUGAUUUACUUGAAAGUGUUAUUUUUCAAUUU